Cotesia congregata is the source of this 837-nucleotide messenger RNA. NCBI's taxonomy places the organism in Eukaryota, Metazoa, Arthropoda, Insecta, Hymenoptera, Braconidae. The record is from the annotation of a GenBank genome assembly.
AUGUCUGAGGAGACAAAGAAGAUGGAACCAUCCCGCAGAAAUAUUUUUUGGUCAUCAAUGAUCUCUGGAGCUGCCGCUGGACUAGCUUAUGACGUAAUAUUUUUCCCGAUGGAAACAGUCAAAACGCGGUUGCAGAGCAAACAAGGGUUCAUAAACUCUGGAGGGUUUAAGAAACUUUACCGCGGUCUCGGACCAGCGAUCGCUGGAUCCGCUCCUUCAGCUUCGUUAUUUUUCGCGACUUACGACGGAUUCAAGGAAAUCGUUCAACCGUAUGUUGAACCAAAGAAUUAUCCGUUUGUUCAUAUGGGAGGAGCUUGCGCUGCCGAAUUGAUGGCCUGCCUUGUUAAAGUACCUGUUGAAGUAUUGAAGCAACGUCGGCAAGCACUUUUAACUGACGCUUAUCCGGCAAUUCUCGGUAUAAGAACUCUGUAUCGCGGGUAUGGUAUUACUCUGCUCCGUGAUCUACCAUUUGGGAUAUUUCAAAUGCCUUUAUGGGAUUUUCUUAAAUUAUCGUGGAAAAAUAAAAUGCAGCGGGAUUGCACGCCACUAGAAGGAGCCAUUGCAGGCGCAUUUGCCGGCUCCACUUCAGCAGCAUUAACAACACCGUUUGACGUCAUAAAAACAAGAAUAAUGCUGAGUCACAUUUCGCAGAAAAGAGUUAAAAUUUCAGACACCAUGAGAGAGGUUUACACAGAGAAAGGAAUCAGAGGACUAUUCACCGGCAUUUCAUUGAGGACUUUUGGGUUUGGUCUCAGUAGCCUAAUAUUUUUCGGAGUUUACGAACAAACAAAGUAUUUAUGCUCGAUAUAUUUGUUCCGUGAAUCACCGAGGUUGUGA